AUGUCGGUAAACCUCCACCAGCAGCUAGCGCAUCUACAGACCAAAAAUGACGACGGAGACACGCAACGGGACGCUGCGUUGGGGCUGAACUCCGUGUUGAAGGGCGUCGUGGAGCAGCAGCAGCUUGGCGUCGCCUCGGCGCAGAGUCUGGUGAGCCAGUGGCUGCAGAACCAGGAGCGAAAUCCCAUGGGGUUCUCUAUUCAUUUGGGCCGAGAGUGGGCGCAGAGGAGAGAGGUGCUGCUCAGCAUGAAGGACGAGAGGAUUGCUCGAGGGCUCCGAUACGUGACGGCGCACUGCCAGCAUCUGGACGCGCUCAGGCCCCACUUCUCCGAGGAGAGGUUCGAAGACGCAAGCGGGGACUUUUGCUGUGUGCGCAACGAAGUGAUCCCCUUUCCUGGGGUCCAGUCGAUGCGGAAGGUGUUUGAUGCCGUGAAGUUCACGCUGGAUACGCUGGAAAUCAACAUUUCGGAGCAAUUGGGCCACAUUACGGUUCGAGACGACUACGAUGCAAAUGGCGUGGCAUUCGGACACUACUUUGAGAGAUCCAGUGAGGACCCUUAUGCUGUGUUGACGAUCGACAGUGUGGACCAAGACGAUCUUCAUCCUUAUCACCCCCAUGAACAUGUCCGCAAGAAGGUGACGGGGGACAACAAUUCUGACGUGACUGUUGUUAUGCUGCGCUCUUUCUUCGUGAAGACUUGUCGCCCCGACUUCGAGGUGUCCGAGCAGGCAACCCAAGAAUUACAAGACACUGUCACAGGUUGGGGUGACGACGUUUUCCGAGCUGUCCGAAAGAUUGUCUACGCGUAG
Phytophthora sojae is the source of this 810-nucleotide messenger RNA. RefSeq lists its product as hypothetical. Bases 1 to 810 code for a protein of 269 amino acids. NCBI's taxonomy places the organism in Eukaryota, Oomycota, Peronosporomycetes, Peronosporales, Peronosporaceae. The transcript has 4 exons. The record is from RefSeq and is a predicted model, not a curated record.